This is a messenger RNA of Caenorhabditis remanei, 549 nucleotides long. RefSeq lists its product as uncharacterized. NCBI's taxonomy places the organism in Eukaryota, Metazoa, Nematoda, Chromadorea, Rhabditida, Rhabditidae. The record is from RefSeq and is a predicted model, not a curated record. Bases 1 to 549 code for a protein of 182 amino acids. The transcript is spliced from 3 exons.
AUGAUGAUCGCAGCUCCAACAUCAUCGUCCAAAAGGGUCGAAGACGGAGGCAACUUCUCAGCAGAUUCACAACAAUCACCACCAAUUAAUUCUGAUGACGAGCAGCUUGACGACACUCCGUUUUUGAGUCAUCAACUGUCCGACGAUCACGAAUCGUUUUCUGAGAAGUUUCUACGCAACAUUCUGACACACGAUUAUCAGAAUCUGAUGCCACGUCGAAGAGAGAAAUUUGUCGAAAUCACAAAAACUGUCACCGUCACAGAGAUAGUCAACGGAGCACCAGAUAAGCAUCCGUCAUCUUGUGAAGUUAAAGUGACAAACGUUUCACCGGCUGGCCCUCAUCCGGUUAACGUUUCAAUCAAACAUUUACACGAGAAAUGGCAUUCCUGUGAAGAGUUGGACAAAUCAGACGACGGAGGAGACUUGGGAAAAGGGACCGUUAUUCGUAUUCAAGAGACACAUAAACCAUUCAAUUAUACUCAAAAGAAACAACAACAGAAACCUACUAAAUUUGUCUACGAAGACGUAGUUAAUACAAAGGUUUGUUAA